This is a messenger RNA of Bipolaris sorokiniana ND90Pr, 1196 nucleotides long. RefSeq lists its product as uncharacterized. The record is from RefSeq and is a predicted model, not a curated record. NCBI's taxonomy places the organism in Eukaryota, Fungi, Ascomycota, Dothideomycetes, Pleosporales, Pleosporaceae. The transcript is spliced from 6 exons. Gene Ontology annotation, molecular function: GTP binding; GTPase activity. The coding region runs from base 142 to 723 and encodes 193 amino acids. Gene Ontology annotation, biological process: small GTPase-mediated signal transduction.
GCAACACCACCAACCACUACCUACCACCAACUACUGCUAACACCCAACCCAAAACAUCUCCACCACCACCACUGCUGCUUCUGCCCAGCUACCACUGUCCAGAUCUCCUUCCACGACACCGCCUACAUCACACGCGACACCAUGGCCGAGAUUCGACGAAAGCUUGUUAUUGUCGGUGACGGCGCCUGUGGAAAGACGUGUCUGCUCAUCGUCUUCUCAAAGGGCACUUUCCCCGAGGUCUACGUCCCCACUGUUUUCGAAAACUACGUCGCCGAUGUCGAGGUGGACGGCAAGCACGUAGAGCUUGCCCUUUGGGAUACUGCUGGCCAGGAAGAUUACGACCGUCUCCGCCCCCUCUCCUACCCCGACUCGCACGUCAUCCUCAUCUGCUUCGCCGUCGACUCGCCCGAUUCUCUCGACAACGUCCAGGAAAAGUGGAUCUCCGAGGUCCUGCACUUCUGCCAGGGGCUUCCCAUCAUCCUCGUUGGAUGCAAGAAGGACUUGCGCUUUGACCAGAAGACGAUUGAGGAGCUGCACAAGACUUCGCAGAAGCCCGUCACACCCGAGCAGGCCGAGGAUGUCCGCAAGAAGAUUGGCGCCCAGAAGUACCUCGAGUGCUCAGCCAAGACAAACGAGGGUGUCAGGGAAGUGUUCGAGCACGCCACCCGCGCUGCUCUGUUGACCAGGAAAGAGAAGAAGACCAAGAAGUGCUUGAUCUUGUAAGCGCGGCAUACCGCACAUAGGUGGUUCAACCACCCCCAACCGCGCCUUUGUUGAGCGUCGACAAGCAACAAUAACUGUCGCGACUAUUGGGUGUGUAAUAGUCGUCUAUCCGAGAAAGAGGGCAAGACGUGCAAAAAAACAUGGCCGGCCGACGUUUGCAGACGAGUCGACUCUCGACGGGCUGCUCCCGGCCCAUCUCUCUCUCUUUCUCUAUCUCUCUCAUGGCACCUACACGAGGCGUUUACUGUGCUGGAUCUUUUGUGUGUUUGGGCCGUACAUCAUCUUGGGGUAGUUCAUGAUGGGGGUUAUCUUCUCCGAACGUGUGGAAUCGAGAUUGAGCAAAUGGUAGGAUUUUUCUAAUAAUCGGUGCUUUUUUUUGCUCUCUACUCCCGUGUCACUCUGGCAGCUUUGCCCUUUGAUUUGACUCUCUCAACGUAGUACAUGUGAUGAUGACUAUGCACCACUGUUCACUG